CACGCACACACAAGCUCACACGCACCUGACGCCGAGCACCACACGCCACUCGCACACGCACGUUACACAGAAGUGGUCGACGGUCGCCGCGCGAUAUCCGACUCAGUCGACGGACGCAGUUUGCACCGGUACCAUCACUGCCGCCGCGGUCGUCCAUCGUUGUCGAGAGCCAACCCCGUCGAGAAACACACGCGGCCGCACAAUGUCCGUCGUCCACCGAUCUACCACGUUCCGAUGCGUUUUGUUUACUGCAGCAAUUGUGAUUUUUGAUCAAAUCCUCGUAUCUCCAAUACAUGCCUUACAAAUAAAUGAAAAAAAUAACACAAAAUGGUCACCAAUUACAACAUUUCAAAAAGUGAAACGUUUACCGGACGAAAGUUCACUAGAUCCCGUAUCGAACACAGACGAUGAAACUCAGAGGUCGGUCCGAAAAAGCGCUGUUUUGUACAAUAAAGCUGACAUAACAACAACUACUCAACCAAGUAAUAUUGUUGCGUCACUUUUUCGACUAAACGAGGAAGAAGGUAAUACGUGUAUUCUAUUGAGGGUAGAUGCUGUCAUUGAAGUAAAGUUCAAAACUAAACUUGGUUCUGAAGACGUAAGGCAAACUGAUCUGUAUGUUCCUGACGAUGCAGAAGUAACUGGCGAUUGCAGUAAUGAGGAUGAUGCAACAUUAAUACUCAAAUGGAAAAAUUUUGUCUUUACCUGGUAUUUCACAAAGACUCUUGGAGGAGAAAGAUGGUUCGUCAAGGCAUUGGAACUUGAGAUAAAUACAGCUGAUAAACAUUUCGACCAUAUUAAAACCAAAGAUAAAAUUGUACGCUUGUCAACAGUAUCCAGUUAUGGUACACUGCUGUUUAUGACACCAGUAGGACAGUCAUAUUCGUGUCAAAAAGAAAUUAGCGUGGUAUUGAGUGAUCAAAACGUACCUACGAUGAAAGGAUACGUAUUGCUCAGAGCAUUUACUGUGCAGCCGUUCAUAUUUAAAAAUAAUGAAUUUGGACCAGCUUACCAGUGUUCGUCUAUCGGAGCCGGUGCCAUGCGAAACGAAACCGUACCAUUUAUAUUUGGCAUCACUUUAGCAGCCGUCGCUGUUCUUACGGUUGGUGGGUAUGCGGUUUUCAGACACUUCAAAAUCAAGAAAGUCCAGUACGAUACGAUGGAAUAAAUGAUUCUAAGCAUGGGAAAUGUAGACGUGCUAACCAACUGGGGAUUUGUUUUAAUUAUAAAUUAUAAAUAAUAUUGUUUUUUAAUUUUUUUGAUCAACUCAGCAAUAAUCGUAUAGACGACGUUUUUAUUUUAUACUAUAGUUUAUAUAAUACAAUUAUUAGGCUAUUACUGAUUAUUCGACACUGCAAUGACACGUUUUGUGUAUAUUUUUUCUUUGUAGAAUUUCUGAUUCGCCUGAUUUUUAAAAGAAUAUCUGGCUUACAUAUUUAUUUAAUGUGUAAAUUAUAGGUAUCUAUUUGAUAAUUAUCCAUUGGUAUUACAAAAUUGACUUAUUUUACAUAAAUUUAUUAAUAUCAUUAUUUUUUAAUUUUAUCAGUUUUCAUAACCAAUUAUCUGAUUUAGAUGUUUUUAAUCUGUAUUUGUUUUAUACUAUUAGUUGUGUUUUUACAUCACAGCAACAAUUAAAACCGAGUCUAGAUGACUCGAUAUCUGAGUUCAUAUUUAUUUUAAAUUUCAACAUUUAUUUAUAUUCUAUACAUAUAAAACAAACAAAAAAUAAACGUAGGUAGUUUUAUUACUGAAGUAUCCAUUCUUAUUUGUUAAAAAAAAUCUAUUUCUACCAUUGUGUUUUACAUAUAAUAUUUUUAAUCUUAAUCAACAUUAAAUAAAUUAGCAACACACUAUAAUUAGAUCAUAUUUAGACACAUAAAAAAUAUCUCAUUAUUAUUAUUAAAUACUUGUUUGAUAAUAUUAUAAUCUCAUUGCAGACUUAAUUUUUUACUAUUCAACUUAAAAAAACUUACUUCAAAUUGUUAUUAUACGUAUUUUUUUAUUUAUAUAAUAUAAUAUUGUAUUAUUUUCAAUAAUAUGUCUGCUUACAGUUAAUGACGUAUACAUACGUUAAACUAUGUGUUACAUAAAUAAUUACUGAUAGUGUAAAAUGUAAAUUAAUACGCAAUUUUUUAUUAUUAUAAAUAUGAGCUAGGUUUGAUUUAAUUUAUUAAAUUAAUUUAAAAUUGGUUUACAUGUUUAACGACUUGGGUAUAAUUUGCAACAGAAACUAUUGUUAUUCGGAAUGUCAAUUACCUAUAUAAUAUGGUUUGGUUUCAAUGAUUUGUAUUUCAUUGGGUAAUUGGAUUGAUUUUGUCAAAUGUCUUAAACUUAACAUAGUACUAUAGUAAAAAAAAUGACUUGUAAUAUAACAUCCAUGUUACUUUACCCUUAACUGAUUGUUCAUUACAAUAUUAAUUACAAUAGAUUGUCAAUAUUAUAAUAGGCAGUUUCCAAAAUUAAUUUAGUAUAUAGAAAAUUUAUAUACAUUUAAUUUUAAGACAGCAGAUUUUAUUGUUGUAACUUGUAAGCAACAUUAAUGAAGCUCUUUAUAUUUUAGUAAGUAAUUCGAUUUAAUGUUUUGAUUUUAUAUAACAAACAUAGUUUCAUAUUAGAUUUAUCGUCCUUUUUACUAAAUUAUAUCUUAAUUUUGGCUUAUUUGAAAGUCAAAAUGCAUUGUCUUUUAUUAUUUUACAUUAAGUUAUUGGUAUGAAAAAGAUAAACUGAUUUAUAUAAUUCAAUUAUUACCCAGGAUCUAUUGAAUAUUAGAUGGACAUUUCCAAACUUAAAAUUAUCUUUAAAUACAGUAAUUUUAUUGAAAAAUAUAUUGGAAAUGCAAUAUUUUAGUUCAACUAUUUGAGAUAAUUAUCAUUAAUUAUAUUAUUUAGUAUUAUAAGUGUGUACAGUCUUAAAGAUAACGCCCAUUACUAACGUGUUCUAACUAUAUAAAUUGCGUAGAUCCUAGGGGAAAUUCGUAGUCAUCUGUUGAGCACUAAUGGGCUAUAAGUAAAUAAAAAAUUAUACCUAACUCUUGAUUCUUUGAAAACAAAAAACAACAUAAGAUUUGCGUUUGUUAUAAGGACCAUCAUUAGUAUAUUAUUAGUUCAAUGUAAGGACUACGUUACUAGAAAUUUCUUAUCUGUUUUUAUACCCACAUGUUUGUUACAUAUUUUACUGCAUAUCAUUGUUUAAUUCUUCUCAUUAUUAAUUGAUAACAUUCAUACACAUCACUUUAUAUAUUGGUUAGGUUAUGUAUAGGUUUACCUAUUAUAACUUUAAUAUUUUAUUUGUAUUGUACUUUUUCUAAUGGGUAACACGAUAAGUAAAUUCAAUAAUACGAGAAAACGACCAUAUAUCCAAUCAAAUAAGUACCCAAGUAUAACAUAUUAUGAAUCCGAUACUUAUACUAUUUUUUAACACCAUAAUAUUAAAAAUAAAAAUUAUUUUCAAAGUUAUAGAAUACCUUACCUACCUAAUCAUAUACAAAUAUUUCACUCAUAUCAGCAUACAUUUUUUUAGAAACAGAAAGUUUGUAAUUAAUAUUUUUCCAUGAUUUUCAAAUAAACAAACUUAUAUCAUUAAAUUAUUUUAAAUGAUAGGAAGACGUUUAUUAAUGAUAGAUCCAUUUUAAAUUAAUAUAAUAAAUGUGGUAAAUACAAAUGUUCAUUAAAUAAGUUUUAACUAAUUUCUGAUAUUUUUACAUCUUAUAAAGUUAUAAUUUAAAGGUCACAAAUUUUAAAUUUAUAUAUAUCUACUUCAUAAUAAUGUUAUGAUACUUUGAGUUAGUUCGUAAUCAAUAUGUAAUACAUUUAAACAUCGUAACUAUUUGAAAAAAAAAGUAUCAUAUCAUAUUUAUCAAUAAUAAUAUGUGAUAAAUCUAUUCAACAUAUAUAAAUACUUAAUACUUUUUUGAUGAGGUAGGUUAGAAUAGAAUAAAUUCAAGUAUAACUCAUAACUCAUAACGAAGUAUUGAAAAGUAACAAAUUAAAAAAUUAUUUAUUUACUUACCUACCCAUGAUUUAAUUGUAAAAUAUUGUUU
Acyrthosiphon pisum (pea aphid) is the source of this 4039-nucleotide messenger RNA. Its product is annotated as lysosome-associated membrane glycoprotein 5. Bases 203 to 1168 code for a protein of 321 amino acids. Gene Ontology annotation, cellular component: lysosomal membrane; late endosome membrane; plasma membrane. Lineage: Eukaryota; Metazoa; Arthropoda; Insecta; Hemiptera; Aphididae. The transcript has 8 exons. The record is from RefSeq and is a predicted model, not a curated record. Gene Ontology annotation, biological process: establishment of protein localization to organelle.